CGCCUCACCUGGAGAGCGUCGUAACCAGAUAAAGAUGAGAUGGAGUAAACUCAGGCGUUGUUCUUUUUUCAUGUGAUGCAUCCCUAGUCUCAUUCUCACAAUGUCAGACAAACUGAAGUAGUGGACUGGGAUAUGGAUGAAAGUGACGUGGAUGGCGUCAGGUCGGGGCUCGGUGCACGCGUGGGUGCAGCAGCGGCCAACGCCAGUCUGACAGACGGCGCGCGGCUCGUCCUGCCCCCCCGGACCAAACUGCUGCUGGAGAUCCUCAUGGUGCUGAUGUGUGUGGGCGCCGUGACAGGUAACAUUCUCGUCAUUGUUAUUGUUGCUGCAACAAAGACGUUUCACUCGGUGACGUCAGUGCUGAUCAUUAACCUGGCCAUCAGUGACCUGCUGGUGGGCGGUGGAGUGAUGCCUUUUGUUGCCGUGUCCAUCAUGAACAGUGGAUGGGUGGACUGUACUGAUCUCUGUCUGUAUGUGGGUUACACUUCCUCUGUGUACUGCACAGCUUCUGUCCUGACACUGGCUGCUAUUGCCCUAGACCGUUACCACUCAAUUAUGGACUGUCUGCGCUACAGCUCCCGUUGCACCCUGUGGCGGACCUGCUCUGUUGUCCUGUGGAUCUGGCUGCAGGCCCUGGCCACCAGUUGCCCUCCUCUGCUGGGCUGGAGCUCCGUCAGCUAUGUGGUGCCCAUGUACAGCUGUGCAGUCAACUGGGCCAGCAGUCUCAGCUACACUGCCUUCAUGGCGACUCUUUCCUACCUCAUGCCGGCAGCAGUCAUCCUCUUCUGCUAUGUCAACAUUGUUAAGGUGGCCCGCAGCCAUGCCAGGAAGAUUCAUAACCUGGAGGACCACCUACAACAAAGCAGGAGGAGUUCCAACACUGUCCCUGCUUCUAGUAGUUUACACCAUCAGCAAUGUAGGAGCCAUCACAGUACUUCUACACUACUUUAUCAUCUCACUGGACAGUUUCUGCCUACGGAUCGUAGAAUAGAAGGGCAUUCCUUACACCCUGCUCUUCCUGACUCAGCUACCACGCAGCCCUCCUCCUGUCCUACUUCCAGACGCCUGUUCUCCUUCCUGGGUCAGAGCACCUCUCAGCCUCCACAGCACAACUCCCAGCAACACCAUCAUUACCACCAACAUGGAGUCGUGCGUCUCUUCAUGGUCAUGUCAGCUUUCUUCCUGUGCUGGACUCCUUAUGUGGCAGUGACUGCGGUUCAGGCCACUGAAACUGCCCUAUCAGGCCAGUCCAGCCUUGUCCCACCCGCUGCUGUUACCUUCUCCUACUGGCUGGUGCUGCUCAACUCAGACAUCAAUCCACUGCUGUACGCUCUGCUGAGCAAACGUUUCCGGGGUGCCCUCCGGGGCCUGAAGCAGAAGAUAGGAGCUCGCCUUGGUAGUGUGGUGGGCAAGGGAGGAGAGGUUAAAGCAGAGGGAUAUGAUGACAAGGGCAGUGACCCGUGCACUUUGACAACCACUCAUCAUAUUCCACGUUCCAGUUCUGGGAUUUCAGCCUGUGAUGAAUCUACAUAUUGCUCUUCUAUUUUCACUAUUAACACCAACUUCAAACACCACUCCAAAGAGCAUAUCUGCAAUGUGUGUCUCCCUGGAAGUACCUCCCCAUCCUGCUCCCUAUGGCAGGACUCAGGUAGUGACAGGAUGGUGGACUGCCUGCAGGUCCCUUCUCGGACACUGGAGGGCAGCAGAUUACCUUUCUCUGCUCUUACCAGGGAACAACAGGCCACUUUCUUCUAUGGCCAGAUUACAGUGAGAGUAGAACAUGAUGUUUGCUAGUCCUGUUCAGUUCAUUUGCAGGAAAAUUUCCACAGGUGACAUUCAGACACGUAAUAGUUCACUUCAUACUUUCACAUCACUGCUCACUUGUAACAUAAUUAAAAUGAUUUAUUGAGCAUGCAUGAUUGUAGGUCAUGUCAUAGCUUUUCAUGUUCUGGCCAACUUGACCCCCCAUUUGAAGUGAUUUUGCCCUCGGGAUUGUGAUACGAACAGGUAAUUCAGAGUGUUUUAACUAUUAAGUUGUUUAGAUGUCAUACCUGAACACUGACAAAGAGAUUAAGACAUAAUUUUAAAUUAAUCACUCAUGCAUAUUUUGUAAUACAGUUUCUAGUGAUUCAAGUUAUAGUGAAAUUAAACUAUUCCUCAUUUUGCUGAGGACCCCCUGGAAGCCCCUCAAGGACCCCUGGGGGUCUGCGGACUCCACUUUGAAAAACACAGCAUGAAUGUAUAUGCAUUUGAUAUCAAAGUGUUGCUGAGAUUAAAGUUGCACUAACCUUAUGCUACAAAUUACUUUAACUUAUCUGUUUUUGGCCUUUUCCUGUGACUGUGAAGCACAGUACACUGUGCUGUGUAUGAGUCAUACAUUAUGCACGAACAGUGGCAAGGAGAAAAUACAACUGCACAUGGAAAUCUAUUGAAAAGAAAUCUUUUAUGUAGUACAUGUGAUUACAUUUGAAGACACCCAACAAUAGAUCUAAUAAACUCAUUAUUUAUUCACGCUCUAAAUAUUUUUCCUCAAAUGUGAUAAUCAUAUGUUGCAUUU
Molecule: messenger RNA, 2557 nt
Organism: Myripristis murdjan (pinecone soldierfish)
Lineage: Eukaryota; Metazoa; Chordata; Actinopteri; Holocentriformes; Holocentridae
Product: 5-hydroxytryptamine receptor 1D
Exons: 3
Coding region: 133-1794 (553 amino acids)
Biological process (GO): G protein-coupled receptor signaling pathway
Cellular component (GO): membrane
Molecular function (GO): G protein-coupled receptor activity
Source: RefSeq, a predicted model, not a curated record